Anolis sagrei ordinatus is the source of this 2888-nucleotide messenger RNA. The record is from RefSeq and is a predicted model, not a curated record. Lineage: Eukaryota; Metazoa; Chordata; Lepidosauria; Squamata; Anolidae.
GCGGUGCACGUGCCCGGAAGUGCUGCCAGUGAGGCGAAGGAGGCGAUGGCGGGGGAGCUGGAGCGCUGGGUCUCCGGGCAGCUGCAUACUUUGCUGGGCCUCAGCGAGCGGCAUGUGGUGGCCUUCCUGGUGGGCCUGGCCACCCGAAGCCGCACUCCCGAGGACCUCCUCGCCCGCCUCGAAGAGACCGAGACCCUCCGCGUGAGCGACCCGCCCGCCCGCGCCUUCGCCCAGCAGCUGUGGGAGCGGAUUCCCCGCCAGGCACCGCGAGAGCGCCCGGCCAGAGCAGCAGAGCAGGAGGCCUUGGCCUUGCAGCAGAAGAACCGCUCUUACACUCUGCUGGAGGACAGUGACGAGGAUGAGCCUGGCGAGGCAAAAGCAGCCCGGGGCUCCAAGCGUCAACAUCCUCCGCGGGGCCCUGAAGGCAAACAGCGGAAGCGACACAAACACCUGCGGCAGCGCCAGAAAGAAGAGGACGAUGACAAAGACUCUGACGAGAAGGACAGUGGAGGAGACAGGGAACGGAAACAGGCUGCAUCCACCAUGAAGGAGGAAGAAGAAGAGGACGAGUGGGAUCGGAGUGAGCGAGAGCGGUUGCAGGACUUGGAAGAGCGGGAUGCCUUCGCAGAGCGUGUCAAACGCAAGGACAAGGAGAAGACACGCAAUAUCCUAGAGCGUUCAGACAAAAAGGCCUACGAAGAAGCUCAAAAACGUCUGAAGAUGGCAGAAGAGGACAAGAAAUUAAUGGUUCCAGAGCUGCGGAAGAAGUCUCGCCGGGAUUAUUUGGCCAAACGGGAAAAGGAUAAGAUAGAGGACUUGGAAGCAGAGAUAGCAGAUGAUGAAUACCUGUUCUCUGAGCAGGAGCUCACAUCCUUGGAGAAACAGGAGCUGGAUUACAAACGCAAAGUGCGUGACUUGGCGAAGCAGUACAAACAGGCCGGAGAGCAGGAGAAGAUGGAGAAGAGCAAUCGCUACUAUAUGCCUGAGGAAACUCGCAGCAAGAAAAUCCCCGAUCGUUAUGAGGAGCCCCAGGCGGAGGAUCAUUUGGCCCCACGUGAUGAGCAGCGGCGCUGGGAGGAAGACCACAUUGGGGCAGCGGCCCUCCGCUUUGGGGCUCGGGAUGCUGGCCAGCGCCAUCCUCACAAAGACUAUGAAUACGUGCUGGAAGAGGAUGAGAUGAUCCAGUUUGUGAACGCUGUGCAGAUGAGGGGCACGAGUCAAAACAAGGCCCAGGAAGAGAAGCCGGAGCUGUCGGAGGCUGAGCGCAAGAAGCUCUCCAUCCAGGAGGUGCGCCGGAGCCUGCCUAUCUUCCCCUACCGCAAAGAUCUUCUGGCUGCCAUUGCCGAACACCAGAUACUCAUCAUUGAAGGGGAGACCGGCUCUGGCAAGACCACUCAAAUCCCCCAGUACUUGUUUGAAGAGGGCUAUACAGAAAAAGGAAUGAAGAUUGGCUGCACCCAGCCCAGGCGAGUGGCGGCUAUGAGUGUGGCUGCUCGGGUUUCCCAGGAAAUGGGCGUUAAGCUUGGAAAUGAAGUGGGCUAUAGCAUCCGGUUUGAGGACUGCACCUCAGAGCGGACAGUGCUGAAGUACAUGACGGAUGGGAUGCUACUAAGAGAAUUCCUCACUGAACCUGACCUCAGCAGCUACAGUGUCGUCAUCAUCGAUGAGGCUCACGAGCGCACUCUGCACACAGACAUCCUCUUUGGGCUGAUCAAGGACAUUGCUCGUUUCCGGCCGGAGCUGAAGGUGCUGAUUGCCAGCGCCACCCUGGACACGGAGCGCUUCUCCACUUUCUUUGAUGACGCUCCCAUCUUCCGCAUUCCUGGGCGCAGGUUCCCUGUUGACAUCUUCUACACCAAGGCUCCGGAGGCGGACUAUCUGGAGGCCUGCGUAGUGUCAGUGCUGCAGAUUCAUGUCACUCAGCCUCGAGGAGACAUCCUUGUCUUCCUCACUGGACAGGAAGAAAUCGAGGCCUGCUGUGAGAUGCUGCAGGAUCGCUGCCGCCGUCUGGGGUCCAAAAUCGCAGAACUCUUGGUUCUCCCAAUCUAUGCCAACCUCCCCUCUGACAUGCAGGCCAAGAUCUUUGAGCCAACCCCACCAGGAGCCAGGAAGGUAGUUGUCGCUACAAACAUUGCAGAGACCUCUCUGACCAUCGACGGCAUCAUCUACGUGAUCGAUCCUGGCUUUUGCAAGCAGAAGAGCUACAACGCUCGCACAGGCAUGGAGUCGCUCAUUGUCACUCCCUGCUCUCGGGCUUCGGCCAACCAGCGAGCAGGGAGGGCUGGCCGGGUAGCUGCGGGGAAAUGCUUCCGCCUCUACACAGCCUGGGCCUACAAGAACGAGAUGGAAGAAACCACGGUGCCAGAGAUCCAGAGGACCAACUUGGGCAAUGUGGUGCUGCUUCUGAAAAGCUUGGGCAUUAAUGACUUGAUCCACUUUGACUUCAUGGACCCACCGCCACAUGAGACUCUGGUCCUGGCACUGGAACAGCUCUACGCCUUGGGGGCCCUCAACCAUCUUGGUGAGCUGACCAAGCUGGGCCGGAAAAUGGCGGAGCUCCCAGUGGAUCCUAUGCUCUCCAAGAUGAUCCUGGCUUCUGAACAGUACAAGUGUUCAGAGCAGAUUCUCACCAUUGCCGCCAUGCUUUCAGUCAACAAUGCCAUCUUCUACCGGCCCAAGGACAAAGUGGUCCAUGCCGACAACGCUCGCAUGAAUUUCUUCCUGCCCGGUGGAGACCACCUUGUUCUUCUCAAUGUUUACAGUCAGGUAUGGAAGGAACUUGCAGAUCUGGGGAGUCUGGAAAUGGGGCCAAGAGAAGAUGGCUGGAACCUUUUAGCCAUCGAUUUCUGUUAAACUUCAGGCUUGCUUAAGAAGACUGUCUCACCAAC